AUGGAUGAUUACUUGCUGAUCUUGGGUUUUGUGAAGAGUCUGAGUGAAUCCACACUCUAUGUGAAGAAAGCAGGUACUACUAUUGUGAUUGUAUCUCUUUAUGUAGAUGACUUGCUGGUGACAGGAAGUGAUAAUAAUCAGAUAGAGGUGUUCAAGCAAGAAAUGAUGAAGGUGUUCGAGAUGGUCGAUCUAGGUCUGAUGCAUUACUUCCUAGGCAUGGAGAUUCAGCAAGGACAAAAUGAAGUGUUUCUCUGUCAGAAGAAGUACAUGAGAGAGAUAUUGAAGAGGUUCAAUAUGGAGGAGUGUAAGAGUGUGAACACUCCGAUGGUUCAGAAGGAGAAGUUGCAGAAGGAUGAUGAGGAGGAUCCUACAGACGAGAAUGUGUACAGAAGUCUAGUUGGAUGUCUCAUGUAUCUCACAUCCACUAAGCCUGACAUCAUGUACACUGUCAGUGUCUUAUCUAGAUUUCUUCACUGUGCAAGCAAGAAUCAUAUGGUUGCUGGAAAGCGGGUUUUGAGAUAUCUUAAAGGUACACUAUCUUUUGGGAUAAAAUACAAUAAAGUUGAAAAUUUUGAGUUGCAGGGUUACUCAGAUAGUGAUUGGGCUGGGUCAUUAGAUGAUAUGAAGAGCACAUCUGGCUAUUGUUUCACUUUUGGAUCAGGGUGUUUUUCAUGA
Momordica charantia (bitter melon) is the source of this 675-nucleotide messenger RNA. The record is from RefSeq and is a predicted model, not a curated record. Lineage: Eukaryota; Viridiplantae; Streptophyta; Magnoliopsida; Cucurbitales; Cucurbitaceae.